UCGAAGAUCCAGACGCAGCCGUAAGAAACUUCCUUCCUCAAUCUCGCUCACCGUCGUUUCUUCUUUCAACUUUCGUUCGGUCGUACUGAUUCACGUCGCCGGCGUUAUGGAGUCCAAUAUUUCUCUCAUUGAAGUUGCCGGAGAAGACGAUUCUCUACUGCAACAGAUUCCAGAAGACGAUCUUUUAGACCUCGAACGGGAGAUGGACGGCGCUACAGCGAGAAACAGCGGCUUCUUCUUGUGUUCGCCUCUCUUAACUAACAGAUCCAUCGGCGCCAUUUCUAGUUCUUCUACUGCUUCAGCAGCUGAUCAUACUGAUAAAGAAAAUAUUAAUGCAAACGAUAUAGAAGGUCCCAAUCUUAGUAUUAUGCCGCAACAAAUGAAGAGGAAGAAGAAGGCUGGAGGAUAUAAUUUGCGGAAAAGCUUAGCAUGGAACAAAGCUUUCUUCACCGAAGAAGGAGUCUUGGAUUCCAUGGAGCUAUCAAUGAUCACUGGUAGUACUAAUACAUUGGGAGCAAUCGACGAAGAAAUACCAGCGACGCCUGGUGGUGGCUCUUACAAUGAUUUAUCGUUUCAAGAUAAAUUAUUCAAGGAUACGUCAACCAGUACUCCCAUUGGUGACAGAAAGAACGGCCGUUGCUUGUUGCCAAAGCGUGGUUCAUCAACUAAAGAUAAUGUCAAGUUGUUGAAGGAGCUAUCAGCCAAAGAUCUCAAUCGGAGUGGAUCAAAACGUGGAAGCUGUCCGCGACCUGUGGCCUCGUCGUCUGUCAAAAGGCCUACAACCACAAAUGCAACAAAAACUAUGAACAAAGAAGAGAGAACUUCCAGAAUUCCAGUUCCAAAACGUGAUUCUACUAUCAUCCCUAGGGCUCCAAGGAAUGCUGCUACUAUACGUGCAAGUGACGCAAAGAGUAAUCAGGUUGCUCAAAGAGGCAAUCAGGUUGCUCAAAGAGUUGUAAGUAAUCCCAAAAUGACUACGUCAAAGGGCUCGUCCAUGAAUGCAAUAAGGGCUUUAAACAAGGAUGUUAAUGCAAGCAAAUCUCUGAAGGCUAAAAACUCAAUUCAACAACCGGGAAAAUUGGCCAAUCCAGUAUUAAAAGUGAAUUCCUCUCGUUGCCAACACGAGUCUGUCGAUCCAAAUGAGGGGUUAAAGGCGAGGGAAAAUUCCUUGAUUUCAAAACCUCUUCCUUCAAAUGAUGAUGGCACCAAGAAAGUUUCUGCUUCCAUUACUCAAAAUGCUCCCCCUGAUGGUCGCAGCAUGCUUAAUCCGACCCAAAUGCCAAAGCCAUCUGGUUUACGAAUGCCAUCACCGUCCAUGGGAUUUUUCGGGCAGAAAAAGGUUUCUUCAUUCCAAAGCGUGCCCCCUGAUGCUUCAGAAUUGCACGACCUUUCCAAAUCGAGCAUUCCUAAUGUGAGAAUACGUGGUCCUUCAAACCCUAUUUGUCAGUUGGCAACACUUGUACCUAGGAACGUUGUGAAAGCAAACCAUGGUGAGGCUUCUGGAGAAACUAAGGUAGUUUCGUACUUAAGUUCGGGUAGUUCAAUAGAACCUGUUUCCCAUUAUAGAGCGAAGUCCGCCUUGAAAGUAGCCAACAUUCAUUUAGGGAAAGUGGAUGUGAUCGGCGCUUCUACAAUGAACAAGGCUUUGAGCGCCCAUGGACUGGUGAAGCCUGAUGUUCUGUCGCUUUCUAAUCCUGUGUUGGAACAUCUUGGAGAUGUAUCUAGAAUAGAUCAUGAGAUUAAGGACCAAUUAGCUGGUGACUCUACCAAAUCAUAUCUUGAUGAAACGAACGAAAGCUGCUCACAAGGUAUGCAAAAUGCUCUUGAUGAUCAGUUAAGGGGUGCAAAACAUUGCAAUGAACAAUCUUCCGAGCAAGUUGAGGUUCCAAACUCUUCUAACUGCAAGAUUGAACGAACUUCUUCUGAUCACCAAAAAGUAGGAAUUGGAACUUGCAAUUCACUCAAGAGAAGUAGAACUUCAAUAGAAUUUGACCAUGGUACAUUUGAAGAUGUUAGUAACGAUUCUAACGGUUGGGAGAGCUGUUCAUUUGAUCAGGAUGAAGAUUUGGAAACUCGUAAAAUGAGAAUAUUACGGACAAGAAAAGCAGAACCAUCUGACGUCGACCACUUCAUUUCAAAUGAAUGCGACAACGCUAUGCAGACCGCUACUGAAUUGUCUAAUUCAGACUCAAUGCUUAUUGAUGAUGAAAAUCCAACUGGUCCAAUUUUGAAUAAUAAAUCAUUACAAGGAAACGGCUGUUCUCUAGCCUCCCAGAACGAGUUUUUGACAAAAGAAAGCAAUGACAUCUGUGAAAAUAAAGUGGAUAGUGAUUACGAUCUUUCUUCUAUUCCACAUUCAACAGCAGAUGUUUGCAACAAUUGUACAGAUGAGAUGGUAGACAUUGUAUCUGAUAUGCAGCAGAAUCACACUUCCUUGGAAACAGAAGGGUAUCAGAAUGAUCGUGGUGAUGUAGAAAUUGCCUGCAACGCUGACGUUGCUGAAACUCUACUAAUAAGCCGAGACUUUCAUUCAAGUGAUACAGAAAAUCAGCUGUAUGAAGCCCACAUACGCAUUGAAUCCGAACAUGUACAAAAUGAAGACAAACAAAAUUCUCUUGUUCAAUCAUCAGUUAAUGAUUGUUGCAUUGACCUGGUAGACGUUUCCCCAAAAAACAACCAAGGGAAGUGCUCUAUUGAUGACUUGUUGCAUAGAAGCAAUUCUGAAGAAAUUAUCACUGCUAGUGUCGUUGAUAGUUCUGAUGUAUGCACGUCGGAAGGGCUUAGUAAUUGUAAUCAGAUGGCAUCACCCAAGGAUAAUAGCAGUAUACAUGAGGAGACACAUGAUACAAGGACGGGUGACAACAUUUUAGAGUCACGGGAGCUCGAAGCAUCAUUAAGAAGUUCAAGUUGUUCAACUGCUAAAUCAUCCGAGGAUGACAAAAGUGGUGAAGGUACAUCUGAAACAAUGAGUAAAAUAACUUCCGAAUCAAGAAUGACAUGCAAUGAUCAGUCAUUUUGUUCGCCAACUAAAGAUUUGGGUUCAUCAAUACCCAACGAUGACACAUUGUCUAGUGAAAAUGUUCAACAGUAUGCGGGAACUAAGGAAUUGGACAAUCACAAGUCUCCAGAGAUGAAUGAAAUGUGCGGUACAUACAAUGACAAUGCACAAUCAGAAGCGACAACUUGCAACGAUUCAUUAUUUUGUUCACCGACUAAAGAUUUGGGUUCAUCGGUACCCAAUGAUGACAUAUUGUCCAGGGAAAAUGUUGAACAGUGUAUGGAAACUAAAGAACUGGAGAACCACAAUUCUCCAGAGAUGAAUGGAAACCUACUACAUCAAAAUGAAAAUGAGUUCAACAGUGAAAUGGAUCACUUACUAAACACCGAAAUGUGCAGCACAUCCAACGACAAUGCUCAAUCGAAAGCAAAAACGACUUGCAACGAUUCAUCAUUUUGUUCACCGACUAAAGAUUUGGAUUCAUCAGUACCCCAUGAUGAUAUAUUGUAUAUGGAAGCUAAAGAACUGGAGAACCACAGGUCUCCAGAGAUGAAUGAAAAUGAGCUCAACAGUGAAAUCGAUCACCUCGUAGACACUGAAACGUCUGGUACAAACGACAAUUCACAAUCAAUGGAGCUAAGAAAGUCUGAGGGUAUUGGGAAGCAAAAUGUUGGGAGAAUUAAAACUUCAACAAAUGCUGUUCCAUUUUCUGAAGAAUGGUUGGCUGCAAUUGAAGCUGCUGGAGAGGAAAUUCUGACCAUGAAAACCGGAGCUGUACAAAAUUCACCUCCCGAUAAGUCCAAACCUGAACCAGGUCCAUGGUCCCCGGUGAAACGCAAAAACAAUCAGGAGAUCGGACCGUUCGAUUGUACAAAAUGUACCAAUGCGAGCCAGCUCCACGAGUCCAGUUAACCAUACGCCUUCCUUACAUUCUUUCCCGCUAACGGUCUCUCUUUUCGUUCUUUUAUCACAAAAAUUCUAUUGUCCCCCCGAUGCCGAACUCCUAAUGACACUAAACAAGAAAAUUCAUCAGACUCGAUCAAACAUUAGUUGCAACUAUAACUUUUUUUAGUUA
Cucurbita pepo subsp. pepo (vegetable marrow) is the source of this 4073-nucleotide messenger RNA. RefSeq lists its product as uncharacterized. Gene Ontology annotation, molecular function: microtubule binding. Lineage: Eukaryota; Viridiplantae; Streptophyta; Magnoliopsida; Cucurbitales; Cucurbitaceae. The record is from RefSeq and is a predicted model, not a curated record.